Messenger RNA from Amoebophrya sp. A25, 234 nucleotides. Lineage: Eukaryota; Dinophyceae; Syndiniales; Amoebophryaceae. The record is from the annotation of a GenBank genome assembly.
CUUCACCUCCACCAGGGGAUCAGAAUGACGGGAGCCAGACCAAGAUGAAAAAUCCUAUCCCAAGUUUAGGCGACGCAUCCGACUACUUUGUUAGAGCCGCACGCGAAGCGUACAAACACAAUACAUGGCAUGACAAUGGAUCGCUGCAGCCAUGCGGUAGACGCGAGUCUGAAGAUCACCAAAACGACGCCCCAACAAGGCUGGACAUAAAUCAAGUCUUGGAAAAGAUGCCAG